This is a messenger RNA of Saccharomycopsis crataegensis, 4824 nucleotides long. It is a transcript of the gene MYO2, whose product is annotated as myosin 2. Bases 1 to 4824 code for a protein of 1607 amino acids. Gene Ontology annotation, molecular function: ATP binding; actin filament binding; microfilament motor activity. The record is from RefSeq and is a predicted model, not a curated record. NCBI's taxonomy places the organism in Eukaryota, Fungi, Ascomycota, Saccharomycetes, Ascoideales, Saccharomycopsidaceae. The transcript has a single exon. Gene Ontology annotation, cellular component: cytoplasm; myosin complex; actin cytoskeleton. Gene Ontology annotation, biological process: actin filament organization; vesicle transport along actin filament.
AUGUCAGCAACAUAUGAACCAGGUACCCGUUGUUGGUUUCCUGAUAAACAGCUUGGUUUCAUCGCUGCCGAGGUUACUGCUAACGAGAAGUUGAGUAACGGAAAGAUCAAAUUAUGUUUGAGCUUUGAAAACGGUAAUGACCCAAAAGAGCUAAUACUAUCGUCUCUUGACGAAGAUAAGGAAAAGAACUUGCCUCAUCUUAGAAACCCUCCAAUUCUUGAAGCCGCUGAAGAUUUGACUUCGUUGUCCUACUUGAACGAACCGGCGGUGUUGCACGCCAUCAAGGUCAGAUAUAGUCAAUUGAACAUCUAUACAUAUUCCGGGAUAGUGUUGAUCGCUGCCAACCCUUUCCAGAGAAUCGAUCAAUUAUAUUCUCCAGAUAUCAUCCAAGCAUAUGCUGGUAAAAACAGAGGUGAAUUGGAUCCUCAUUUAUUCGCCAUUGCUGAAGAUGCCUACAGAUGUAUGAAGCGUGAUCAUAAGAAUCAAACCAUUGUGGUGAGUGGUGAAUCCGGUGCGGGUAAAACUGUGUCUGCCAAGUUCAUCAUGAGAUAUUUUGCCUCAGUGGAAACUACUGAUGAUUCAACUCCAAAUGUCAUGAGCUCAACCCAUGAUCACACUGAUAUGUCGGAAGUUGAAAAGCAAAUUUUGGCUACCAAUCCAAUUAUGGAAAGUUUCGGUAACGCUAAGACUACAAGAAACGAUAACUCUUCCAGAUUCGGUAAAUAUUUGGAAAUUUUGUUCGACAAAAAUACAAGCAUUAUCGGUGCAAGAAUCAGAACUUAUCUUUUAGAAAGAUCAAGAUUGGUUUUCCAACCAACUUCAGAAAGAAAUUACCAUAUUUUCUAUCAAAUGCUCGAAGGUUUAUCGGAGGAAGAAAAGUCUGAAUUAUCUUUGACCUGUGUUGAGGAUUAUCACUACUUAAAUCAAGGUGGUGAUGCCAAGAUUACUAAUGUUGAUGACAAAAAGGAAUUCAUGGAUACAUCCAAUGCUUUGACCUUGAUUGGCACUGGUCCGGAAGUCCAAAAAGAAAUUUGGAAAAUCUUGGCUGCUUUACUUCACAUUGGUAAUAUUCAAAUUACUGCCACCAGAAAUGACGCUCACUUGUCCUCAGACGAAACAAAUUUGGUUUUGGCAUGUCGGUUAUUGGGUCUUGAUCCAACUGAAUUCAGUAAAUGGUGUGUUAAGAAACAAAUUGUUACCAGAUCGGAAAAGAUUACUACAAAUUUGAGUCAUGCUCAAUCUUUGGUAGCAAGAGAUUCUGUUGCUAAAUUCAUUUAUGCUUAUAUGUUUGACUGGUUGGUUAGUUUUGUUAACCAUGAUUUGUGUGCACCAGAUAUCUUAAAAAAUGUUUCCAACUUUAUUGGUGUUUUGGAUAUUUAUGGGUUUGAACAUUUCAAGGUCAACUCUUUUGAACAAUUCUGUAUCAAUUACGCCAAUGAAAAAUUGCAACAAGAGUUUAACCAACAUGUUUUCAAAUUGGAACAAGAAGAGUAUAUCAGAGAAAAGAUUGAAUGGAGUUUUAUUGAAUUCAGUGAUAACAGACCAUGUAUCAAUUUAAUCGAAGCUAGAUUGGGUAUCUUGUCAUUGUUGGAUGAAGAAUCUAGAUUACCAGCCGGUUCUGAUGAAAGUUGGAUUCAAAAGAUGUACACCCAAUUGGACAAAGCACCAACCAAUUCUGUUUUCAAAAAGCCAAGAUUUGGCGGCAACAAAUUCGUGGUGUCCCAUUAUGCUAUUGAUGUCGAAUAUGACGCUGAAGGUUUCAUCGAAAAGAAUAGAGAUACUGUCGGCGAUGGUCAUUUGGAAACCUUAAAGAAUACCACCAAUGAAAGAUUGAAGGAUAUAAUUGAAACUGUUGAAAGACAAAACGAAGAAGUUCAAAAGCAGAAGGAAGCUGAAGCCGCUGCCAACAAACCAAAACCUAAAUUUGGCGGAACUGGUAGAGUUGGUGGGUUUGGUGGUAAAGCAUCUAACCGUAAACCAACUUUGGGGUCUAUUUUCAAGAAAUCUUUGAUUGAUUUGAUGGCCACCAUUAAUUCAACCAAUGUUCAUUACAUUAGAUGUAUCAAACCUAAUGAACAAAAGAAAGCCUGGGAGUUUGAUUCUCUCAUGGUCUUAUCUCAAUUAAGAGCCUGUGGUGUUUUGGAAACUAUUAGAAUUUCUUGUGCUGGUUUCCCUACUAGAUGGACUUAUGAAGAAUUUGCUCAAAGAUAUCACAUUUUGGUUCAUUCUGACAAUUAUGUCGAUGUUCUCAAUGGUACCAAGGCAACUUCAGAAGAUGUUCGUGCUUUGUGUGACAAGAUCUUGCAAGCUACUGUUGAAGACAAACAAAAAUACCAAAUGGGUGAAACCAAGAUCUUUUUCAAGGCCGGUAUGUUGGGUUAUUUGGAAAAAUUGAGAACCAACAGAUUACACAACGCUGCUGUUUUGAUCCAAAAGAAUGUCAAGGCCAAUUACUACAGAAAGCAAUAUUUGGAAAUUCGUGAGUCUAUAGUGAGAUUUCAAUCUUUGCUUAAAGGAUACUCUAGAAGAAAAAGAAUUAGAGAAGAGAUUGAAGAGCAUUCUGCAAUCAAAUUACAAACUCUUUUCAGAGGCUUCCUCGUUAGAAGAAGAGUGCACUUGGCUAAGACUACUAUCAUUGGUAUCCAAAGUGCUUACAGAGCCAGAAAGGCUAAAGCUGCCUCAUUUGAGUUGCGCCAAACUCAAGCAGCUCUCACUAUUCAAAAUGCCUGGAGGUCAUAUGCCGGUAAAAAAGAAUUUAGAACCUAUGUCAAAACCGCUGUGUAUGUUCAAAGUUGUCUCAGAAGAAAGUUGGCUGUUAGAGAACUUCAAAGACUUAAAGAAGAUGUUAAGUCCGUUAACCACUUACAAGAGGUUUCUUAUAGAUUAGAAAAUAAGGUCAUUGAGCUUACCCAAUCAUUGACAGCUAAGAUCAAUGACAAUAAGAAGUUGACUCAAGAAAUUGAAGGUUUACAAAAGAAGUUGCAAGACAAUUCUUCCAGCCGUGCAAUGAUGGCUUCACAAGAAAAGGAGUUCAAUGAAAUGUUAAGCUCAACCAAGACUGAAUACACUUCCCAAAUUGAUAGCUUGAAUAGUGAAUUGGCUCAAACUAAACUUGACUUCAAGGAAUCCGAAGGUAAGUUACAAAGAUUGAUGAAGGAACAAGCUGAAUUGAAGGAAACUGUUGAUUUGAAUAUCGAAGAAUUAAACCAAGCUAGAGAUCAAUUAGCCAAGUAUGACAAUAAUGAACAAGACUUGAAGAAGACAAUUACUCAAUUGAAACAAGAAAUUAUUGCUUUGACUGGACAAGGUAUUGGUCAACAAGCUAUUUCUGAUCAUCUUCGUGGUGGUGCUGGUUUCGGUAAGCAAGCUUACUAUAAUAAUCCAAAGAACAGACAAUCAUGGGGUGGUUCUAAAGGUGCCAGUGCUAAUGAUGCUGCUGCAAGAGCCGUGUCUGUUAUGCCAAUGGGUAAUAGAGAAGAUGAUGAAGUUAAUAAUUUGGCUGGCAUUAAUGAAGAAUUAUGGAAAUUAUUGCAAGACAGCAAAGCUCUUCACAAAGAAAUUAUUGAAAGUUUAUUGAAGGGUUUGAAGAUCCCACCAGCAGGAGUUGCUGCCGAUCUUACCAGAAAGGAAGUUUUGUUCCCAGCAAGAAUUAUCAUCAUUAUCUUGUCUGACAUGUGGAGAUUAGGUUUGACUAAAGAAUCUGAAGACUUCCUCGGUGAAGUACUUUCAGUUAUUCAAACCAUUGUGACUGGUUUGAAAGACGAGGAUGUCAUUUCCCACGGUGCUUUCUGGUUAUCUAAUACUCAUGAAUUGUACUCUUUUGUCUCUUAUGCUCAAUCCACCAUUAUUGCUAAUGAUAGUAUCUCCAAUGAAUUAAGUGAACCAGAAUAUGACGAAUACUUGAAUUUGGUUGCUGUGGUCAAGGAAGAUUUCGAAUCCUUGAGUUACAAUAUCUACAACUUGUGGAUGAAAAAGAUGGAAAAAGAUUUGGAAAAGAAGGCCGUUUCUGCAGUUGUUUUAUCCCAAUCUUUGCCAGGGUUUAUGGCCCAAGAAUCUUCUCCAUUUUUGGCUAAAGUUUUCUCUCAAGCGGCUCAAUACAAGAUGGAUGAUAUUAUUAGUUUCUUCAACAACGUUUAUUGGUCGAUGAAAACUUAUUUCAUUGAGGCUGAAGUUCAAAAUGAAGUGAUUACUGAAUUGUUGAGAUUUGUUGAUGCUAAUUGUUUUAAUGAUUUAAUUAUGAGAAGAAACUUCUUGUCAUGGAAGCGUGGUUUACAAUUAAACUAUAAUGUCACUAGAUUGGAAGAAUGGUGCAAAUCUCAUGACAUCAUUGAAGGUUCUAGUUAUUUGGUGCAUUUAUUGCAAGCUGCCAAAUUGUUACAAUUGAGAAAAAACACCAAUGAAGAUAUUGAAAUCAUUUAUGAAAUUUGUUAUGCCUUGAAACCAUCCCAAAUUCAAAAAUUGAUUUCUCAAUACUAUGUUGCUGAUUAUGAAGCUCCAAUUGCUCCAGAAGUCUUGCAAGCUGUUGCUGACAAAGUCAAGAGAAACUCUAGUGGUGCUAGCGAUGACUUCUUUGAACCAGUUAAUAACGAUUCUGGUCAAUUUGAUGAUCCAUUCAGACGUGUUCCAUUGAGACCAUUUGUCAGACUUGAAGCCUAUGUCCCUGCUUGGUUGAACUUGCCAAUUAUUAGAAGAAUUAUCGAAUUGGUUGCCAAGAAUGCUGCUGGUCAAGAUAGCUAUUUGAUCGAUGAACAAGGGUAUGGGGAAGAAGAGUACUACAUGCCAGAAGAUGAAGGUCUUGAAGAUUACAGUCAGAUUGAGGUUUAG